Molecule: messenger RNA, 8871 nt
Organism: Morone saxatilis (striped sea-bass)
Lineage: Eukaryota; Metazoa; Chordata; Actinopteri; Moronidae
Gene: plxna2
Product: plexin A2
Exons: 32
Coding region: 681-6386 (1901 amino acids)
Biological process (GO): positive regulation of axonogenesis; negative regulation of cell adhesion; regulation of cell shape
Cellular component (GO): semaphorin receptor complex
Molecular function (GO): protein binding; semaphorin receptor activity
Source: RefSeq, a predicted model, not a curated record
CAUUGAUGGAGCCGCUAAUCUGUGUCAGUCCGGCAGAGCCCUGUGAGAAAGCCACGCUGCGGGUCUGAACUGACGCUGCGAAAUUACACCGUCGGCCGAUGGCAAGCCUGGCCACUGCUUGUACAUAACCUGCAUGUACUGUAGCCUGGAGGACGCUGAAUCCCGAACUGAAGGAAUGUGCCAUUUCAUUGACACGGUCUAGUAAAGUAACAUUAGGAGGUCAGCUCAGAUGGUGAAGGCUCCGCUGCGAAGUUUACGCACUGAAUUUGCAAUUCCUCGCGGUAAUGAAGGUUUUUACUUGAAUGAAUGACGCCGCCGACGCUUAACAGGUUUCCUAGGCAGAUGUAUUUAAGGAACUGGAAGAACUAGUGAAUGUAAAAUUACUGAAGCUUCUCCGAAAACGCCAGCUUUGACUAGAUAGAGCGUUUGGAAACAUCUUUUUCUUUUACUGUGGAUGUCAGUCUAGCGCAUCAGUUAAAACCCCCUGAAGACAGCAGCCGCGCUGGAGGGAACAGGAUAACCGGGAGAUCCAGUUUAAAUGAAGAGAAACAUGUGAAGACCCUUGCGGAUAUUUGACCUGCAAGUAAGCCUUCAACAACCAAAAGGCGAAGGUCUCCUCCCUUCUUCCCCUCAUCCAUUCUCUCUGCUUCCUCUGCAGUUUCCUCGCAGGCCCGUUAAACAUGGAGGGCCGGCGGGCUACACGCAGGACUUUAUCACCUGACCCUAAAGUAGGAGCUACAGCUACUCUGCUAGGCUUUUGGCUUAUAGCAAUGCCUACCUUGUGCAGUGGGCAGACAUUUGCUAGUUUUCACCCCGAACGUCGGGACUGGGUCUUCAACCACCUGACCGUUCACCAAACUACAGGAGCAUUGUACAUUGGAGCAGUCAACCGUGUGUACAAGCUGUCAGGCAACCUGACCCUCCUUGUUUCACAUGAUACAGGCCCAGAGGAUGACAACAAGGCCUGCUACCCUCCUCUGAUUGUCCAGCCCUGUUCAGAGCCCCUUGUCCCUACCAACAAUGUCAACAAGCUUCUCCUCAUUGAUUAUUCCCAAAAUCGGUUGCUGGCCUGUGGCAGCCUCUACCAGGGUGUCUGUAAACUCCUCAGAUUGGAUGACCUCUUUAUCUUAGUGGAGCCCUCCCACAAGAAAGAGCACUACCUCUCAAGUGUCAACCAGACUGGGACCAUGUAUGGGGUCAUUGUGCCUUCCCAGGGCCAGGAUGGCACCCUAUUUAUUGGCACAGCAGUGGAUGGAAAACAGGACUACUUUCCUACCAUCUCGAGUCGAAAGCUGCCCCGUGACCCUGAAUCUUCUGCUAUGCUUGACUAUGAAUUGCACACUGACUUUGUGUCCUCCCUCAUCAAGAUACCAUCAGACACACUGGCACUGGUCUCCCACUUUGACAUCUACUAUGUUUACGGAUUUGCCAGUGGCAGCUUUGUUUACUUCCUGACUGUCCAGCCUGAGACACCAGAGAACAGCAUGUCAUCAAGCGGAUCCACCAGUGACCUCUUCUACACUUCUCGCAUUGUCCGCCUCUGCAAAGAUGAUCGCAAGUUUCACUCCUACGUCUCUCUCCCUGUUGGCUGUGUGAAGAAUGGUGUUGAAUACCGGCUACUGCAGGCUGCCUACCUCGGCAAACCAGGCCGUGUUCUCGCUGCCUCGUUCAACAUCAGCGCCCAAGAUGAUGUGCUUUUCACCAUCUUCUCCAAGGGCCAGAAGCAGUUUCAUCGCCCGCCAGAUGACUCAGCACUCUGCGUGUUCACCAUCCGAGACAUCAAUGCACGAAUCAAGGACCGCCUGCAGUCCUGCUACCAGGGAGAAGGAAACCUAGAGCUCAACUGGCUGCUUGGGAAGGAUGUGCAGUGCACCAAAGCACCGGUGCCCAUUGACGACUCUUUCUGUGGUCUGGACAUCAACCAGCCACUUGGUGGUUCUCAGCUGGUGACUGGUCACACUCUCUACACAGAGACUCGGGAUCGCAUGACUUCUGUAACCUCCUAUGUCUACAAUGGUUACUGUGUAGCCUUUGUGGGCACCAAGAGUGGACGUCUAAAGAAGAUUCGUGUCGACGGACCUCCUCAUGGUGGUGUCCAGUAUGAGACAAUAUCGGUCAUCAAGGAUGGCAGCCCUAUCCUGCGAGAUAUGGCCUUUUCCCUUGACCGCAACUACCUCUACGUCAUGUCUGACAGACAAGUUACCCAAGUUCCCAUUGAGUCCUGUGAGCAGUACGGGACCUGUGGAGAGUGUUUGAGCUCUGGAGACCCACACUGCGGCUGGUGUGUCCUGCAUAAUAUCUGUUCUCAGAGGAACCGAUGUGAGCGUGCAGAUGAGCCGUACCGUUUUGCUGCAUCUCUCAACCAGUGUGUGAAGGCCACUGUGUACCCAGACAGUAUUGCAGUGUCAGAGCCCAGUGUACCUCUGCUGGUGAAGGUGAGCCACGUUCCUGACCUUUCUGCAGGCAUCACCUGCUCCUUUGGCAACCUGACGGAGGUGGAGGGGCGGGUCAAUGGCAACCAGAUACUCUGUGUGUCUCCUGCUGCCAAGGAUGUGCCCCUCAUCCCUACCGACCAAGAUUGGUCAGGCGUUGAGCUCAGGCUCAAUUCUAAGGAGACUGGUCAGAUGCUUAUCAGCACAGAGGUCAAGUUUUACAACUGCAGCAUCCACCAACUGUGUCUGUCAUGUGUGAACAGUGCCUUCCGUUGCCACUGGUGCAAGUACCGCAACUUGUGUACUCAUGACCCCUCCAGCUGUUCCUUCCAGGAGGGACGAGUCAACGCCUCUGAGGACUGUCCCCAGCUGGUGCGCUCUGAGGAGAUUCUGAUCCCAGUGGGGGAGGUAAAGCCUAUCACCCUAAAGGCUAGGAACCUGCCCCAGCCCCAGUCUGGCCAACGAGGCUACGAGUGUGUCCUCCACAUCCAGGGGGUCAGCCACCGAGUCACUGCCCUCCGCUUCAACAGCUCCAGUGUGCAGUGCCAGAACAGCUCGUAUCUGUAUGAGGGAAUGAAAAUCAGUGAGCUGCCUGUGGAUUUCUCAGUGGUGUGGAACGGCAACUUCAUUAUUGAUAACCCGGAGAAUAUCCAAGUGCACCUGUACAAGUGUGCAGCCCAGCGGGACAGCUGUGGCAUGUGCCUGAAGGCAGAGAGGAAGUUCCAGUGUGGCUGGUGCAGUGGAGAGGGAAGGUGUACACUGCGGCACCACUGCCCCCCCAUCAACCCUUACACCACCCGCUGGCUGAACCUGUCCAGUAAGAAUGUCAAAUGCACCAACCCACGCAUCACUGAGGUGACCCCAGUGGCUGGACCCCCAGAGGGAGGCACACGGGUGACCAUCCAUGGCACGAACCUUGGUCUGGCUUUCUCGGACAUGGUGGGCAAUGUAGAGGUUGCAGGGGUGAGGUGUACCCCUGUAGAGGAUGGCUACAUCAUCGCUGAACAGAUUGUAUGUGAAAUGGACCCUGCUCCUGCUGAAAGUAGACCUGGUCCUGUCCAGCUGUGUGUUGGAGAGUGCAGACCAGAACUCAGGGCUCGCUCAUCGCAACUCUACUCCUUUGUGACACCCACAGUCACGGGUCUGUCCCCUAGCCGAGGUCCAGAGUCUGGGGGCACGAAAGUAACCAUAAUGGGAGAAAACCUUGGCGCCGGCAGCAGUGUCAACGUUCAGUUUGGAAACCAGACGUGCGAGUUCUUUGGACGGACCAUGACAGAGAUCGUGUGCUACUCCGCCCCUUCCCUGUCUGGAGUCGGCCCAGUGCAGAUCAGUGUGAGCGUUGACCAUGCCCAAAUCCGGGAGAGCCUCACAUUUGAGUACAUAGAAGACCCCACUGUCCAGCGCAUUGAACCAGACUGGAGCAUUGCAAGUGGCCAUACCCCCCUGAUGGUGACAGGGACCAAUCUGGACGUGGUUCAGGAGCCCAGGAUCCGAGUCAAAUACGCUGGCAGAGAGUCUGUCAAUGUGUGUAAAGUGUUGAACACCACUAGUAUGAGCUGCUUCGCUCCAUCCCUGAUAGCAGAGUACCUUCCAGGUCUGGACACAGUAAAGCACGCAGACGAGUUUGGUUUCAUCUUCAACAACGUCCAGGCGCUGCUGGUGUACAACAACACCAACCUCCUCUAUUACCCAAACCCUUACUUUGAGCCCCUCAGCACCACUGGUGUCCUGGAGCAAAAACCAGGCUCACCCAUCAUUCUCAAGGGCAGAAACCUGGUUCCACCAGCGUCAGGUGGGGUGAAGCUUAACUAUACUGUGCUGAUAGGAGAGACUCCCUGCUCUGUGACUGUGUCUGAGAGCCAGCUGCUAUGUGAGCCACCCAACCUCACCGGACAAUACAAAGUCAUGGUCCAGGUAGGUGGUCUCCAUGUCUCCCCUGGUGCGGUCCACAUCAUGUCUGACAGCCUGUUGACCCUGCCAGCCAUCGUCAGCAUCGCUGCUGGUGGAGGCCUCCUCCUCAUCAUUGUCAUCCUCGUCCUCAUUGCCUACAAGCGAAAGUCACGUGAAAAUGACCUCACCCUGAAGCGCUUGCAGAUGCAAAUGGACAACCUGGAGUCACGAGUUGCCCUCGAGUGCAAAGAAGCCUUUGCCGAGCUGCAGACCGACAUCAAUGAGCUGACCAGUGACCUGGACAGAGCUGGUAUCCCGCAUUUGGACUACAGGACAUACGCUAUGAGGGUCCUUUUCCCUGGCAUAGAGGAUCAUCCUGUCCUCAGAGAGUUGGAGGUGUCAGGGAAUGGCCAGCAGAAUGUGGAGAAGGCCCUAAAGCUGUUUGGCCAGCUCAUCAACAACAAAGUGUUCUUGCUCACCUUCAUCCGAACACUGGAAAUGCAGCGCUCUUUCUCCAUGAGGGACCGCGGCAACGUGGCCUCACUUAUCAUGACAGCCCUGCAAGGGCGAUUGGAGUACGCCACCGACGUCCUAAAGCACCUGCUGUCGGACCUCAUCGACCGCAACCUGGAGAGCAAGAACCAUCCCAAACUGCUGCUGCGCAGAACAGAGUCAGUUGCAGAGAAAAUGCUUACAAACUGGUUCGCCUUCCUCCUUCACAAAUUUCUCAAGGAGUGUGCUGGGGAGCCUCUGUUCAUGCUGUACUGCGCCAUCAAGCAGCAGAUGGAAAAGGGGCCCAUCGACGCCAUCACUGGAGAGGCCCGCUACUCCCUUAGUGAAGACAAGCUCAUCCGCCAGCAGAUCGAGUACAAAACCUUGAUCCUAAACUGUGUGAACCCAGACAAUGAAAACAGUCCAGAGAUUCCAGUAAAGGUGCUGAACUGUGACACCAUCACCCAAGUGAAGGAGAAGAUACUUGAUGCUGUUUACAAGAACAUGCCCUAUUCUCAGCGGCCGCGUGCUGUCGACAUGGACCUCGAGUGGCGGCAGGGGCGACUGGCUCGUGUGGUGUUGCAGGAUGAAGACAUCACCACCAAGAUAGAAAAUGACUGGAAGAGGCUCAACACUCUCAUGCACUACCAGGUAUCAGACCGCUGCGUUGUGGCUUUGGUGCCCAAACAGACCUCAUCAUACAACAUCCCUUCCUCAGCCAGCAUAUCCCGCACCUCCAUCAGCAGAUAUGACUCUUCAUUCCGCUACACGGGCAGUCCAGACAGCCUCCGUUCACGUGCUCCCAUGAUCACCCCCGAUCUAGAAAGUGGUGUGAAGGUGUGGCACCUAGUGAAGAACCACGAACAUGGAGACCAGAAGGAAGGAGACCGCGGUAGCAAGAUGGUCUCUGAGAUUUAUCUGACCAGGCUGCUAGCUACUAAGGGUACAUUACAAAAAUUUGUUGACGAUCUAUUCGAGACGUUGUUCAGCACAGUUCACCGAGGGAGCACUCUUCCCCUUGCCAUCAAAUACAUGUUUGACUUCCUGGAUGAGCAGGCAGACAAACAUGGCAUUCAUGACACAGACGUACGUCACACGUGGAAAAGCAACUGCCUUCCAUUGCGUUUCUGGGUGAACGUGAUCAAGAACCCACAGUUUGUGUUUGACAUCCAUAAGAGCAGCAUCACGGACGCCUGUCUGUCUGUUGUAGCUCAGACCUUUAUGGAUUCUUGCUCCACUUCAGAGCACCGCCUGGGCAAAGACUCCCCAUCCAAUAAGCUGCUCUACGCUAAAGAUAUCCCCAAUUACAAGAGCUGGGUAGAGAGGUACUACGCUGACAUCAACCGGCUGCCAGCCAUUAGCGACCAGGACAUGAAUGCUUAUUUGGCAGAACAGGCCAGACUCCACUCCACAGAGUUCAACAUGCUCAGUGCUCUCAAUGAGAUCUACUCUUACGUCAGCAAGUACAGUGAGGAGAUCACGGCAGCCCUGGAGCAGGAUGAACAGGCAAGGAAGCAGAGGUUGGCCUACAAGGUGGAGCAACUCAUCUCUGCCAUGUCCCUCGAGAGCUGAGAGUGACCCCCUACUGAAAGAGAGAGAGAACAAGAGAGACAGGACCACAAUCUCUACAGGACCUCCCAAAAGGGUCCCGCAUUACUUACCUCUCAUCGUGGGAGCUAGAACCAUGAACCAGACCUGGGACCUCUCUGUAUCCACAACCGGACAGAUAUACAACUGCUUUAGUUUGUAAUUCUCCCACCUCCUUCCAUGAUGGCACCAGCUAAGGGCCCAAAGACUAAGAUAGAGGCCCUGUAGCUGGGGCUGAUAAUGGCAUAAGGAAGGAACACCAGAAGAGAAGGCAACAACAUGGCUUGUAUUUAUUAUUUUUUUGUUUCUUUCUUUUUCUCAAAGGAUAUUUUCUCUCAGUUUGACAGGAAAUUGUAUGUUGUGUGUGCGUGUGUGUGGGUGUGCAUGAGUGUGUGUUUGUGUUGUGCUGAUGAAGACUCCUGCAGGACUGUGAGAGCAAAUGGAGAAACAGAUUUAUUACUCUACUCAGUCAGAAAUUCACAUCUGAGUGUGAGAUGGAGAUUAAAAAAAAAAAGAGCAGAAGAGCAGAUCUCAUGUUGGACAGCUGAGUUUGCAUUAAGAUUUUCUUCUUCUAAGAUUUUAUUUUUGUACUUGUACAUUUGAAUAUUAUCAGUUGCAGUUGAAAUAUCCACCCAGGAUCCCACAAGUGUUGCUGUAUAAAGACAUAAAAAGUCAAACACAUCAGGGUACUGUGAUAGUAAAACAGGCCCAUAGUCCAUGUCUUCUCUCACUCAUUCCCUCCUCGGACUGAUGCUUCUCAUGACACGGACACAACCUCUGCUCUUUAUCCAAUCAGCACUGUACAGGAAAACAUUAAACUUGUGCUCAUCAUCUAAGAGUCAAUGGAACUCCACUCGUGGUGGUCACAGUUCAGCCAGCAUGCUUGCACCUAAACUGAAGAUGGCAGCGAUGAAGUCUAUAGUGUAUUUAGGAGAUGACCUUAAAUCAGCAUCACUCUGGUGUCCAACGCUUUUCUCAGCAGUUAGGUCAUCUGUGUAUGUACCGGUUGAUACUUGCCAAUCAGUGUAUGUGAAUGUACAAAUGUUUUUUAUUUGUUUUUGUAUGUCUAUUUGACUUUUGCAAACAGAAAGGUGCUCAGUUGAACUGAGCCCCAUAGAUAUUUGCAGUAGCUCGUCAAGUGAACAACUCCAUUUGUCCGUCCUGGCCCAAGCCCAUCCAACUGCUUCCCAAACAUUAUUUACCCAAAAUCGCUUUUCUGCUAGAGGAGAGUGUGUAUUGUCUGCAUUGUGGCUGUCACUGCUGUGAAUUCCGCUGCUCAUACAGCACAGUAUGUACAGCUAGCAGUUAGUAGAGACCAGGCGAGAGCAGUUGGUUUCUGUAGGCUAAAGAAACUCUGUCUCUUUGGGAACUUGAUCAACUUUAUGUGUACUUUGCAUGCAUGCUAUCACACAUCAGAAGUGUUCCAAGGGUCCAUCUUUGAUUUUAUCAAGUGCCAAUGAGUCAUGCCAGUUCUAGCUGGCCAGUUGAGAUGUUAGCUGAUGGGAGAUCUUACCUGACCACCACUCAUGUCCUCACACAGACAAUAAGAAGCCUAGCUGCGUGGGUCUAGUUUGACCAAGUGCCAAAAGAUCCUGUUGUUUCAAAUUGUUCACGUGUCAAAAAUCGGUUUAUGCUUUAAAGAGGGAGCAAAGCUCUCAUAUUGGAGUGUAGAACCGGUUAAAGUUGAAUCUUACAUAACUGGAAUGGUGAGUUUGAGACUCAUGAAAGGUACGAAACAUAAGCAGGAGAAAAGAGAUCUGGGAAUGAGGAGCAGAACAUGAAAAACACAUAGACAGAUAGUAAAAAACGAGUAUGUUUCAUGUCAUGUGGAUGCAUCUCCUGACUUAAACCAAAACGUCACAAGCUAAAAGGCUGAUGUAACCUUCCAACCUUCUAGCUGGAUGACAACAAACUGUAGAUUCCGUCCUCUGGAUAGGUGAUUUCAUUUUCUUCCGAGAUACAUGUUUGCUUGUUGUUUACAUCAAGUACUUGAAAAUAGGUAGUAUUAAAGGUUUGCACAGUAUACUGCAAGUGUGUGCGUUGAGAGCAUGACAAACACCAGUAGUGGGUGAAAGGUGCUUCUUUUCUCUGUGGCCUUAGAUACCCACCUGCUUAGUGUUCCUGAUCUUAUUAGUCCUCGACUCGGGCACAGUCCUUUCCUUGCUUCGGAGCCCAAUGGUUUUUCAGCGAUACCUGGCCAUGGCACUCUGCUGAGAACUGUCUUAGCGAGAUAACGUAAAAGGAAAGGUGAAGAGGGUACGGCCUGGCUCAGGCAGACAUUGCCUCGCUCAGCACUCGGCUCGCCUGAGCUGUUUGAAGAGAAGUGUCGAGAAAUGAGGAGAGAGGGAGAGGUAGAAAGAGAGAGAACCCCUUUAGCUCUAGUUUCCUGCUCCAGCUUUGAAGCUGCUCUUUGAUCUGAGUCAGUUGUGUGCACAGUGUGAUCAGGAGAUGGAAAGAAAGAAAAAAAAAA